This is a messenger RNA of Rubroshorea leprosula, 2878 nucleotides long. The record is from the annotation of a GenBank genome assembly. Lineage: Eukaryota; Viridiplantae; Streptophyta; Magnoliopsida; Malvales; Dipterocarpaceae.
CUCUGCUUGGAGCUUUUUGGCCUAUGUGGCCUUCUCCCAAAAGUUUCUCUAGAGAAAGAAUUUGAUUCAUCAUUUGAUGUGGUUGAAUGUGAUUGUAACAAAGCUUCUUCAAACAUGGAGUUCUUGCUGGGAACGAGGCCAUGUCCACCUGUAGAUCCCACUCCAGAUUCACCCUAUGAUGUUUGGGUGAGACAAGAUCAAUCCAUUCAACAUGCAAUUUUGACUUCAAUUGCUGAAUCUAUUCACCCAUAUGUGGCCAGUACUGAAAUCGCCCAUGAAGCAUGGAUUGUGCUGGAACGACUUUAUGCCAAUAACUCUCAAACCAGAAUUGUGGCACUCAAGGAACGAUUGUCGAAUCUCAAGUGUGAAAGCAGAGCAAUCACCGACUAUUUGCGUACGAUCAAGGAGCUUAUUGAUCGUAUUAGCCGUGCUGAGAAAACACCCCUCUCCAAUUCAACAAUACAAGUGCAUUUCUUGAAUGGUCUCGGAUCAGAGUACCGCGAGUUCAAAGCCUCUAUACGAGCGCGAGAUGGACCGCCAUUGUCCUUUGAAGAUUUGCAGGACAGAUUGUUGGCAUAUGAAGAGUCUUUACAGCGAGACGACUCUCGCCAAGAAUUGCAAGCCCCAUUGACGGCACAGUUUGCAACCGCUACUCCUAAGGUUAAUGGUGACUAUCAUAAUGCUAUGAACAAUGUGCAGCUGACUUCCUUCAAUUCUUAUGGACCUUCAUCCAAUCACCCCACUAGAUAUGGCAGCUCAAAUUGGCAAUUUAAUGGUCCAGUGAACCGUGGAAACAGGGGUGGUCGUGGUCGAGGUGGUCGACGAAAUUCAGCCAACAGGUACAAUAAUCGUAAUAACUUUGCCUGUCAAUUGUGUAAUGGUUUUGGCCAUUUUGCUAGGAAUUGCCCAGAUCUCAGGAAUCAUGCACAUGUGGCAAAUUUUGCAUCCACAUCUCGCAAGGCAAGAAAUGAAUGGUGGAUCGAUUCUGGUGCAUCCGAUCAUGUUACCCCAGACUUGUCUAACCUUGCAUUACAUUCGGAAUAUGGUGGACCAGAUGAACUGCUUAUUGGGGAUGGAUCAGGUUUGACUAUCUCACAUGAUCGCAUCACGGGAGUGACGCUUCUUCGAGGGCACAAUCAUCAUGGCGUGUACCGCCUACCCGCCCAAGGUCCACCUAAGACGGGUCCAAUGGCAAUGGUUGGAGAAAGAGCAUCUAUUAUGGAUUGGCAUGCAAGAUUGGGUCAUCCUUCGUCUAAAACUCUCAAUAAAAUUUUUCACCAUGUUAAAUUACCUAUUUUAGAUCGAUCUCGAUUUUCUUUAUGUUACUCUAUUGAUCAUAUGAGUUAUAAAUGCUUUGAUCCCAUUUCUGGAAAGGUCUUUUACUCCAGACAUGUUGUCUUUGAUGAGCAUGAUUUUUUCUACCAAAAAUCCCACAACUUAGUCGCAGGUGGUGGCACUCAAUCCUCUGCUAGCCCAUCCGAAUUAGCUACUGUUUCUCCACUGGACAUUGCUAGCCCUCAAGCGUGCUCUCAUGGUGUGGCCCAUCCACAUGACCCUCAGGUAAACUCUCCCACUCAUCAUCUCUCUUCCUUCUUACCUCCUAUGGUCCAAUGUCCCCCAAAUCCUCCAUCUCCAUCUCAUACCCGUGAGCCCUCCUACCCACCCACAGUCAAGGACCUAAGCCACAUAUCUUUGAAUCCUUCAACCUCAGCCCAUCCCACCUCCAAGGAACCACACCUAGAACAUCUAUCCCCCACUCAUGGCUCUCCUCGGGCCCAUUUGCCCUCACUUCCCUCAUCCCCGAUCCACCUAGUUUCCUCCAGUCCCUCUACUACCUCUUCCAGUUCCACUUCUUCACCUACAAUGUCUGCUCCUCACCCCACCGGACCUACACGAACUCACAGUAUGACCACCCGUUCUCAAAAUAAUAUCUUUAAACCUCGCACUCUAUUCCUUGCCACAAAGCACCCUCUCGACAGUUCGAUUGAACCCACUUGUGUAAGUCAAGCUUUGAAAAAUCCUCAAUGGCGUCAGGCCAUGUCUGAUGAGUUUAAUGCUUUGGUUAGACAGGGUACUUGGGAACUUGUUCCUCGCACUGAUGUUCAACAUGUCAUUGGCUGUAAGUGGGUGUUUCGUGUCAAACGGAAUAAGGAAGGUGGUAUUGACCGAUACAAAGCACGUCUUGUGGCUAAAGGAUUUCACCAACGACCUGGGUCCGAUUACUUUAAUACCUUUAGCCCGGUGAUCAAACCUACAACAAUUCGUACAGUGCUUUCGUUGGCUGUGAAUAAACACUGGCCUAUUCGCCAAUUGGAUGUUAAUAAUGCUUUUUUGCAUGGGAAGUUGGAAGAAGAGUUGUUUAUGGAGCAACCACCAGGUUUUGUUGAUAGCUCUCAGCUCCAACAUGUUUGCCGCCUUCGUAAGUCCAUCUAUGGUCUCAAACAGGCUCCUCGUACUUGGUACCAAGAGCUCAAAACAUUUCUACUUCAGCAUGGUACCGAGAAGCUAGUUGAAUCAAUUAUCUCCUUAAUGGGUGCCACCUUCUCUAUCAAAGAUUUGGGUUGCCUCAACUAUUUUCUUGUGAAAGUAGAGGAUGGCUACAAAUAUGAAUCAGUAAUCGGCUCUGUUGGUCUUGAAGUAUUUACUGUGUUGGUGAAGGACACUAUGGCCUUUUCAACUGCCUUCAAGCUUUGCCUUGUUUCCUCUAUAUCCUACGCAAGCCUUCGCACCUAUGAUGCUAUUGACAAAGAGCUUCUGGUUUAGAUCUACCCAUAUCGUCAUUGGAAUUUGUUCUUGAUGAAGAGAAGGUUCUCAUUCCUCUAUUAUUUCCAGAAUUUUGAAUGUUGUUGGGAGGUGUUAAUGAAUUUCCCAAGUUUGC